AGUAAGAGGGGAAAAGAGAGAGCUUGUGAGAGACAGCAGAGCGGUCCCAGGCUUCCUCAUCUCGUUCACGUCAGAGGCAGGAACCGACUGUGCUAAGGCUGUUGGCUCAACACGCAGAGACAGAGCCGGAGCAGCCUCAGAGACAGGGAAAGAAGAGGUCCCCCCUGACUCAAGAAAUUACCACGAGUGGAGUAAAGCUAUCUGACUUUUUGGUCUUAUUUUGGUUACCUCUUCUCUCCUUCUACUGGUAGACCUACCAGCUGCUGUUUCGUUUCUUUCGUGAAGCCUUCUCUCUGCCUCUCAGAAAAAAAAAAAGAAGAAGGAAGGGAAGAGAGGGAGAGAGGUGGGCGCUCUAGGUGAGCGCAUCAGCUGGCACCAGCCCGAACAGACAAGAAUUCUCUGCCCAGGAAGCUGCUCUCGCUCUCCCUCUCCGGCUACCCACCCCCCAACCGGGGUAUCUGCAUCAACCCAUUGCCCAGAGGUCAGAUCUCAUCUGGAGUUAGACUCACAGAGCACGUGGUCAAGAGAAACCGUCACUGAGGACGACAUCACGAGAUUCCUAUAACUCCAUGCUGGCUACUACUGAGAGCUCUUGAACCAAGCUCUGGCUGAGACGAUGGGGAUCGACGGGGAAACAGUAGUCUUGAAGAACAUGCUUAUUGGUGUAAACCUGAUCCUGUUGGGAUCCAUGCUCAAGCCUUCUGAAUGUCGGCUGGAGGUGACUACAGAAAGGGUCCAUAGACAAACUGUGGAGGAGGAAGGAGGGGCUUCCAGCUACAACACUUCCAGCAAAGAGCAGCCUAUGGUCUUCAACCAUGUGUAUAACAUCAACGUACCACUAGAAAGCCUCUGUUCCUCAGGGCUGGAGGCCUCAGCUGAGCAGGACAUGAGUGCCGAAGAUGAUACUUUGGCCGAAUACACAGGCCAAACCUCAGACCACGAGAGCCAAGUCACCUUCACCCACAAGAUAAACCUCCCCAAAAAAGCCUGUCCAUGUGCAAGCUCUUCCCAGGUACUACAGGAACUGCUGAGCCGGAUCGAGAUUCUGGAGAGGGAGGUGUCCUUGCUGCGAGACCAGUGCAAUACCAACUGCUGUCAGGAAAGCGCUGCCACAGGACAACUGGACUAUGUCCCUCACUGCAGCGGCCAUGGCAACUUUAGCUUCGAGUCCUGUGGCUGCAUCUGCAAUGAAGGCUGGUUUGGCAAGAACUGCUCAGAGCCCUACUGCCCACUGGGCUGCUCCAGUCGGGGUGUGUGUGUCGAUGGCCAGUGCAUUUGUGACAGUGAAUACAGCGGAGAUGACUGUUCAGAGCUCCGGUGCCCAACAGACUGCAGUUCCCGAGGGCUUUGUGUGGAUGGGGAAUGUGUCUGUGAAGAGCCCUACACAGGCGAGGACUGCAGGGAGCUGCGCUGCCCUGGGGACUGUUCAGGGAAGGGGCAAUGUGCCAAUGGCACCUGCCUGUGCCAAGAGGGCUAUGCUGGUGAGGACUGCAGCCAGCGACGGUGUCUGAAUGCCUGCAGUGGCCGAGGUCACUGCCAGGAGGGUCUCUGCAUCUGUGAGGAGGGCUACCAGGGCCCUGACUGCUCAGCAGUUGCCCCUCCAGAGGACUUGCGAGUGGCUGGUAUCAGCGACAGGUCCAUUGAACUGGAAUGGGACGGGCCGAUGGCAGUGACGGAAUAUGUGAUCUCUUACCAGCCGACGGCCCUGGGGGGCCAUCAGCUCCAGCAGCGGGUGCCUGGAGAUUGGAGUGGUGUCACCAUCACGGAGCUGGAGCCAGGUCUCACCUACAACAUCAGCGUCUACGCUGUCAUUAGCAACAUCCUCAGCCUUCCCAUCACUGCCAAGGUGGCCACUCAUCUCUCUACUCCUCAAGGGCUACAGUUCAAGACGAUCACAGAGACCACCGUGGAGGUGCAGUGGGAGCCUUUCUCUUUCUCCUUCGAUGGGUGGGAAAUCAGCUUCAUUCCAAAGAACAAUGAAGGAGGGGUGAUUGCUCAGCUCCCCAGUGAUGUUACAUCCUUUAACCAGACGGGACUGAAACCUGGGGAGGAGUACAUUGUGAAUGUUGUGGCUCUAAAGGAACAAGCCCGGAGCCCUCCGACCUCUGCCAGUGUCUCCACUGUCAUUGACGGGCCCACACAGAUCCUGGUUCGAGAUGUCUCUGAUACUGUGGCUUUUGUGGAGUGGACCCCACCUCGAGCUAAAGUUGAUUUCAUUCUCUUAAAAUAUGGCUUGGUGGGUGGCGAAGGCGGGAAGACUACCUUCCGGCUGCAACCUCCCCUAAGCCAGUACUCAGUGCAAGCACUUAGACCGGGCUCCCGCUACGAGGUGUCCAUCAGCGCAGUCCGAGGGACCAAUGAAAGUGAUGCCUCAAGCACCCAAUUUACAACAGAGAUUGAUGCUCCCAAGAAUUUGCGAGUGGGUUCCCGAACAGCAACUAGCCUUGAUCUCGAAUGGGAUAACAGCGAGGCAGAAGCUCAGCAGUACAAGGUUGUGUACAGCACCCUAGCCGGUGAGCAGUACCAUGAAGUGCUGGUACCCAAGGACAUUGGUCCAACCACCAAGACUACCCUCACAGAUCUGGUUCCGGGCACAGAGUAUGGAGUUGGAAUAUCUGCGGUGAUGAACUCGAAACAAAGUAUUCCUGCUACCAUGAAUGCCAGGACUGAACUUGACAGUCCCCGAGACCUCAUGGUUACAGCCUCCUCAGAGACCUCUAUCUCUCUCAUCUGGACCAAGGCCAGUGGUCCCAUUGAUCACUACCGAAUUACUUUUACCCCAUCUUCUGGGAUCUCCUCAGAAGUCACUGUGCCUAGGGAUAGGACUUCCUAUACACUAACAGAUCUAGAGCCUGGAGCAGAAUACAUUGUCUCCAUCACUGCUGAGAGGGGUCGGCAGCAAAGCCUGGAGUCUACUGUGGAUGCCUUCACAGGCUUCCGCCCCAUCUCCCAUUUGCACUUUUCUCAUGUGACCUCCUCCAGUGUCAACAUCACCUGGAGUGACCCAUCUCCCCCAGCAGACAGACUUAUUCUGAACUACAGUCCCAGGGAUGAAGAGGAGGAGAUGAUGGAGGUCCUCUUGGAUGCCACCAAGAGGCACGCUGUCCUGAUGGGUCUACAGCCAGCCACUGAAUAUAUAGUGAACCUUGUAGCUGUCCAUGGGACAGUAACCUCUGAGCCCAUAGUGGGUUCUAUCACUACAGGAAUUGAUCCUCCCAAAAACAUCACAAUUAGCAACGUGACUAAGGACUCCCUGACGGUUUCCUGGAGCCCUCCUGUUGCACCUUUUGAUUACUACCGAGUAUCAUAUCGACCCACCCAAGUGGGGCGGCUAGACAGCUCCGUGGUGCCCAACACUGUGACAGAGUUCACCAUCACCAGGCUGUAUCCAGCUACUGAAUAUGAAAUAAGCCUCAACAGUGUACGGGGCAGGGAGGAGAGUGAACGCAUCUGCACCCUGGUGCACACAGCCAUGGAUAGCCCCAUGGAUCUGAUUGCUACCAACAUCACGCCGACAGAAGCCCUGCUCCAAUGGAAAGCACCCAUGGGUGAAGUGGAAAAUUAUGUCAUCGUCCUCACACACUUUGCAAUUGCUGGAGAGACCAUCCUGGUUGACGGAGUCAGCGAAGAAUUUCAGCUUGUACACCUGCUUCCUAGUACCCACUACACUGCCACCAUGUAUGCCACCAGUGGUCCUCUCAUGAGUGGCACCAUCACCACCAACUUCUCCACCCUCCUGGACCCUCCCGCCAACCUGACAGCCAGUGAAGUCACCAGGCAAAGCGCACUGAUCUCCUGGCAGCCACCCAGAGCUGAGAUUGAAAACUAUGUCUUGACAUACAAGUCCACCGACGGGAGCCGCAAGGAACUGAUUGUGGAUGCUGAGGACAACUGGAUCCGACUGGAGGGCCUGUCAGAGAACACAGACUACACAGUGCUCCUGCAGGCAGCUCAGGAGGCCACAAGGAGCAGCCUCACCUCCACUGUCUUUACCACAGGGGGCCGGGUGUUCUCUCAUCCUCAAGACUGUGCCCAGCAUUUGAUGAAUGGCGACACUCUGAGUGGAGUUUACACCAUCUUUCUCAAUGGGGAGCUAAGCCACAAGUUGCAAGUAUUCUGUGACAUGACCACAGAUGGGGGCGGCUGGAUUGUAUUCCAGAGGCGGCAAAAUGGCCAAACUGAUUUUUUCCGGAAAUGGGCAGAUUAUCGUGUUGGCUUUGGGAAUCUGGAGGAUGAGUUUUGGCUAGGGCUAGACAACAUCCACAGGAUAACAGCUCAGGGCCGCUAUGAGCUACGUGUGGAUAUGCGGGAUGGACAGGAGGCAGUCUUUGCCUACUAUGACAAGUUCGCUGUGGAGGACAGCAGAAGCCUGUACAAACUCCGCAUUGGAGGCUACAAUGGCACUGCAGGAGACUCCCUCAGCUAUCACCAGGGACGUCCUUUCUCCACUGAGGACAGAGACAAUGAUGUUGCAGUCACCAACUGUGCCAUGUCAUACAAGGGUGCUUGGUGGUAUAAGAACUGCCACCGGACCAACCUCAAUGGGAAGUAUGGAGAGUCCAGGCACAGUCAGGGGAUCAACUGGUACCAUUGGAAAGGCCAUGAAUUCUCCAUCCCCUUUGUAGAAAUGAAGAUGAGGCCCUACAUUCAUCGUCUCACAGCCGGGAGGAAACGGCGAGCCUUGAAAUUCUGAGCACUGGGCAGCCAGCCACCAGCCAAAUGAUCUUUUCUGUCAUUUGUUUGUAUUUUAUAAUAUGAGACAAGGGGGGAGGGGCAACAGUAAUGUGCUUCACAACAUAUUCAGACUAUCUGAAGGAAGCAGGGAUCAGUUAGGUACCAUCUGCUCCUAGUUUUGGCUGCCUGGGAGCCUGACUCUCAGGCUACAUGCUCCCUGCUAACCAGUCCUGCCUGAUCACCCCCCUCUUUUCUCACAGAGAAAGAAAAUGGAGAGUUAAAAAAAAAAAAGAAACAGGCCAUGAAGUACAGAUUGUUACAGUGAUGGGCACACACACAACUCUCUCUACCCCUCUUCAGAGAUACCUUCCAACUUCUAAGUCAUAGUAAUCUGCUCACCGCUGACCAUGGCCAGGUAACCACACCAUCCCAGAGAAUCUUCCACAAGAAAGCUUGGCCAAUCUUCUUUUAAGAGGGAAGAUACUUACCACACUCUGGCACAACAGCCCAAGUUUACUGCAAUGGGCUAAAGAUUCUCACAUUCUGACACUUAACUUUUAGGAGGAGUGGCCUCUCUCCAACUCUCUCCCUACUUCUAUCCCCUAGAUCCUGUAGACCCACCAACCCAACCAUUGUUUAGAACUCCAGUUACCAAAGCUGUCUGAUCCUGGCCCUGGGUCAUACAAAAGCUGUGCCCUGUGUGUCAUAAGCCAUUGUCGUGGAAUAACUAUCUUUGGUGGUAAAACUUGGGGAAGGAUAUUGUUUCUAGCAUGUGUGCAUUAGACAUGGACAAAGGACAGGAGUGGAAAUGAGGGUACCUACCAGAGAGUCUGUAGGUCUCAUUGGAAACUGACCUUGCUUAAUGGAUUCCUUCCCUUUAUUCAUAGCUGAAGGUCUCUAGUUCUGUGCCCAACCAGGCUAUCCUCAGUGCAAAUGGCUUCAUAAGAAUCAGGGAGGAAAGUUGUAUGAGCCAUUCCCCUGACUGAUUGCCCUGGGAGGAGAUAGAAUGUUUGUCCUGGUCUUUUGUUUGUUUUGAUCCUGUAGUAAACAGAACUGACCCCCUCAAUGAGGUGAGAUCAUGAGAAACAUUUUCCAUCUCCUUCCCUUAUCCUGCUUUGAGAAGAAAAAUGAAAAGUGCCAGAGGAAAUUGCAUUUAGAACUCCAAAGGUGAGAGGAGUGAUCUCCCCACCCCCACAUGAUUUGAUUUUUAAGCCCUGGAGAACUGGAGGCUAUAGAAGCCAUGACCUUUCAGCUUCUCCUCAAAUAAAAAAGAAGCCAGUCUUCCCUGCAGCACCUGCCCAAACUGUGCCAAGUUUCUCAGUUGCCUUCUCACUGCCUCCCUGUCCUCUCCCAUCUCUGAGGACCCAGUGUGUGUGCUAUAGGGCCUAUGGCUACCAUCUGUGGCAUCUUGGACCUGUGCCAACCAGUUACUGAAUAAGCUGGUAUCUUGAAAUAAAAAAACAGCCACCAUCUAACCAAGCUUUAAACCAGAAGCAACAGUCCUCCUGGGCUGAUGGUCACAUGCUUAGCAUCGAGACAUUGGAGUUUGCUUGCCAUUUUCUGUAGCCUCUCCCAUCUCUGUGAUGGAGAAUCAGUGACCUACUCAAGGCCAAAAACGCAGGUGAAGUUUUCACUUCUUAAUCCAUCAUGGACUUUAAGCAGCUAAGAGAAAGAAGAGAGGGAAGCCUAUAUAUAGGUUAUAUGAGAUUUAAUUAGCUGUGGGCCAACCAUGCAGAACUGGAGGUAAGUGAGCUCAAAGAGGGACUUGAGGAGUGUGAUAAAGGGCCACAACGCCAGCUAUGAGCCCUUGAUGGGUUUGUUCAAAUCUCUGGGCCUUGGUUCUCUCACCCCAUCAAAUCAGAGUUUAGACCAAAAGGAUUUCUAAUGUUCCUUUAGGUUUAAUAGUCAAUAAUGUUAAUCUGUGAUAGGAAAGCAUAAUCAAAGUUGGCCUUGGUGAGCCAUCACAGUUAAGGAAGAGCCAGAAUCCUUGCAAAGGAGAUGGGGAAAGGGAGGGAAAGAAAGAAGGGAGGAAAGAGACUGACUCAAAACUCUCUGUUUCUCAUAGACACAGACACACAGACACACAGACACACCACACACGCCACACCACACACACACACACACACACACUAAACAAUGCAAAAAGAAGCUAAAGCCAUUAUGUCUAAUGAAGGCAGGACCAAGGACCUGGGUGUGCCUGAACAGCCCACCUCAUCAAGGGAGCUGAAAUGGAACAAGAUUUUCUGUCAUCACUUCCAGGAAAAAUCAAAAAAACAUCAGUGGAAAUCCAAACCUGCUUUUCAUCGAAACUAUUUUAUCCUGUGGAACAUUUUUAUAAAUAGCAUCAGCUGCAUCACCUAGAUUCAUUUAAAGGAAUUUUAAAGUAAGGAAGAGACUUCAAAGAUCAGCUCAUCCAACCUUCUGCAAAGGGGUUUACAGAUCCCUUUUGUUAAGUAGAGUGUGUGCCCCCAAACUCCAUGUUUUGAAGAAACUGUCUUCUCAGGAUCCAGGGAGUUUAACUCAAAGCUUCCAAACUUGAUUGGCUUGACUUCUUCACUGGGCUUCUUAAGUAAUUUCAUUUUUUUAAUCUGCUUGUUCUGACACCUGAUUUUGUCCCUGGGGAGCAGGCAGCACUACUUUUCAUUCAUUCUAAUCACCCAAAGAUUCCCAUAAGGGACUCAAAAUGACUGGAAGGGGACCCUAUCAAAAAAAUGGUGUAACUGCAGACAUGUUAGAAUGUACACUUACACAAAAACCCAAACAACAACAAUAACAGUAACGACCAGUCACCAGAGACUGCCAUGAAUUCACUGCCUAGAAUCAAGAGCCAGGCCACUCUUCUUCUUUGCACACCCCAUCAUAGAAAGACUGUUUCUAUACUGAAUUCUCAUUUCCCCAGGGCUACUUCUGGAAGGUGAAGACAUUAAUUGUGAAGACUCUUUGUUAGGGAUGACAACCCUGUAGAAAGUGUUGGCCUUCAGACUCAAAUUAAUGGGUAAAGGGGGACUUGGUAAGAGGGCCAAAGUGAUGCUCGCAGCCUCCAGAUGCCCAGUGAAUCACUUAUGAGAUGUAGGGCAGGAAGCAGCAUAGUUCUGGUGGUUCUGGUAACACAGACGCCCACUGAAUCACUUAUGAGAUGUAGGGCAGGAAGCAGCAUAGUUCUUGCGGUUCUGGUAACCUCACACCAAACCAGGACCCAGAACCCAUUUAUAUAGGAGACUGAUUUGUAAAAGAACAGCAAAAGGACAGCAGAGAAAUUCAGAGCAAGCUCCCAUAGAUAUUUAAAUGUCCCCUUCUCCCAGCUACCAACAUCCUAUCUCUAAAGAGGAGAGAUUCGCCCCUAAUAUCCCUGUUGCCUUCCACUGGGGAGCCAAUCAGCUCCUCCUAGAUAGAAAACUCUCAUUUCAAAGGCAAAUUUAAAGGACCAAGGUGGCCUUGCCAGUGAGCUCGAUGCCUAUAUAAACUGUCCUAAACACAUCUUUACCUUUAAAAAUUGAGUAUCAGGACAGCUGUAGAUUAUGGGACAAGAGGUCAUUACAGAAUCUUUUCAAUGAGCUUUUUCAAGGCAUCCACUGAGAAAGGUUUGAUGAGUUCCCCUUGGUCCUUUUCUCUGGAGAAAGAAAAAUGGGAUUUGUGAAAGUCUUGGCUUUUUGAAGCCCAGGACAUUUGAAAACACCCCAGGAGGCAUGGCCUUUUCUUUUUCUUCCCUCUAGGAUUUCUGGAAGCAAGCCGGGAAAGCACUUCCCCAGGAUACAUGCUUUUCUAUCCAUUGCUUGAUAAUCAUCAAACUCCUACUGGAUCUAACUCUUUCUUUGGUUGCAUUUCUGUCCCUCUGAAGAGGAAGAGGGGAGAUCAUUUUUCACCUCAAUUUACAUCCAACUGUCCACUCUGAAAUAUUCAUAAAAAGAGUAAUACCCAAGAAGCCCUAGAGGAGACAGGGAUAAUACUUAGCUUACCUCAAACUUGCCAAGGUUACACAAGGAUGCUUGGUUCUCAUCCAUCCUCCCUGGGUGGUCUCUUUCAUUCAUAUAACAAAGCAGCAAAAGUUGUCUCCUUUGGGGAAAGGGGCAGAGCUGGCUUCUGGGCUAAGGCUUGUAGCUUCUCUUUUAUUAUCCUGCUGAGUCCUCAGAACAAAUUUCUGAAGCUUUUUGACUAACUGCUUCCCUCUAAGCCUUUGCUUCUCCCACAGCCCAACUCUCCCAUAUGCAUCUCUCCCAUACUACUUCAGCAUUUGGGCACUGCCAGGCAAAAUGAGAACUCAGGGAAUGAAUGAAAACUACUCAGAUUACAUAGGGAAAACAACUCCAAUAGGAAGAGACAUCACCAUAACUAGGGGAGGCUUUUGUUUUCAGAGGAUGUGCAUGUUGGUGCAGAUGAGGGUCCCUUUGGAAAGAGUGGCUUUGGUCCAUCUUAACUAAAUCCAUGCUGGAUUUAGGGAUUUAGUUAAACCAGUUUUGUCUUCUUCAGGAUCUGAGAAAAUAGCUAGGGGGAAAAAAAGUAAGGUAAAUAAAAGGAGCUGAUGGAGCCUUAUAAAAUAAAAGCAAACUUUAGAGAUGGCCCCUCAGUGGAAACACAGAAACCAUGUGAGUGGACACACUAAAGGCAUCAGCAUUGGCUUCUGAAAAUCUGGCCUCAGAUAAAACGCCUAUUCGCCCCUUCACCUGAGAUAGAAGGCUGCCAGCAAUCUUACUGCACAGAAGUAAGAAGAGAAAGGGUGUUCUUUACCGAUCAACCAAGUCUUGCCUCAAUCUUACUUUUCCUUUCCCAGCUAGCACAGCCUGGUUCGCCAUCUCAAGCAGUUCUGAUUUAUUUUUUAAGGUCACUCUUCACCCAAAACAUGACUUCGGCACACAUGGCACAUGUAACAUUUCAUUGUCCAAAUGUCCUUGGCAAACCUCACAGUCUCUGGACAGUGGUACAUUUUUCCCAAGCAGGAAAUCCUCAUUCCUUCCACAGCUUAAGAAGAUUAUUGCAGGAUACCCACUCAACAGGGUCCUGGUUCCUAAGAUGAUCUCUAUUAACUUAACAGAAUAGCUCCCUAUUAUUUGAGGGUAAGACUAGGUUAAAGCUCCAUUUUUAACUUGGAAAUAUUGAACCCUUUCAGUCCCCACCCCAAUACUCUCCCAGGUAUGGUCAUUGUCUAGUUGCUACCAUGGGCUCUGGAGAGAAAGUAAAAGAAUCUUUGAUAUGUAGACACACUAUACUCAGGAAACCUGGGUCACCUCGGGAUACGGUUAUGAUGUAGGGCAUACAUAUGGAUAAGAACUGGGGUUUUUUGUUUUUUAUUUGUUUUUUGUUUGUUUGUUUGUUUGUUUUUGUCAAUGCUUUUACAACCCACAGAGAAACCUGUAGCCUUUAAACAAUCUGUCAUUGAACACUAAUAUACUCAACAUAUUAGUCUCCUAGGAAAAUAUUAAAGAAUACUCCUUUGGAGCCAAAGGAAAUUCUGAACAUUACCUAACAUGACUCUCCUAUGCCAUACAUACUCAAUGAAAGCAAAGUUGAAGUAGGCAGGCAUCUUGCUCGACUUCACACAGCCAAUUAGAUAUAGAAAUGGGAGUAGCCUGGUAUAAUUUUUUUAAAAAAUUCUUUAUCUCCUACUAGAGACUGAGAAAACCAGUAUUUAUUAAACACCUAUCGAUCAGAUUCUGUGCAAAGUGCUCCAUAUCAAUUACUUUAUUGAAUCCUUACCCCAAUCCAGAAUAAGCUUUAAUCAUUUUCUAGAAGAAGGAGGUGAAAGCACAGAGUUGUUAAGCAGCAUGUCUAAAGUCACACAGUUUCUGAGGAGUACCACUGUUUCUGUCUAAUACAAGCAGCCUUAGUUUUCCCAGUUUGUAAAGCUGAUGUCACAUUGACCAGGCAGUCGCCAUCUUGAACCUCACUACCAUUCUCACGACAGCAUUUCUAACUCCAUCCAUUUCUCCUUUUCCUUUUAACAAAUGGAAAUUUUUGCUUUUUCUUCAUGCUAUGCCUCUGAGGGUCCAGGGACCCUCAGCCCCAACUGUCAGAAGUAGUAAGAAAUAGCCCGACAGCAAUUCUUUUUACUUUCUGUUUAAGGUUUUAAAGAUGGUGUCAGACACAAACAUGACUUACUAUCACAGACCCCCUUCCAAACUAGAACAACAGACAGAACCAGGAUCAAGAGAGACCACAGGAUAGCACUGUAUAAGUGCCUAGGGUAUCAUCUUGACCCUAGAAUUUGCAAAGAAGAGUUAUGAGUGUUUUCAAACAACUACAAAUAGCAGUAAAUGCAGAUGUCCCAUGAAUUUCUAAGCUUCAGAUUGCAGGUAAAAUUCAUACAACCCCCUCCCAGUCCCCAGGUUCCCUGAAGGAACGUGGCAGGACAUUUGUAAAGACUGGAGCUACAAGAAGUCAGGAGAGAAGUUCUCUGUUUAUUUUCUCAUUUCCUUUCCCCCACUCCUUACUCAUCUCUCAUCCCAGUGAAAGAGAAGUCUAGGAGAAUAAUUUGCUACAAUCCUACUAGCUUUGCUACUUUGGAAGAUUUAGAAAGAUAUCAGAAACUUGGUGGCUUCAAUUAUCAGGUAACAACUCUCAACAUGGAACCCUGUUUCCCUCUUUAGACAUUUAUGUAAAAAGGACUAGGCCUUCCCAAGAGGGAACUCAGGUCCCCUCAAAAUGGUAACUCCUCUGAAACACCUCAGACACUUUUUAGAUACAGCAAGUACUGCAGUUCCUGCAAAACUUUCAGCAGAGUAAUCCUACGCUAGCUCCUUUCUUCACUGUCCCCCUUCCUUAAGGCAUAGGGAUGCUGCAGAGACUCAUAAACAAGGGUCAGAAUCUGUAAGAGUCUAGCCCCUUCUGCCUCUCUUUAACUAACAUCUUCUUCCCUCCUAUAUUUAUACACAAAACACACACACAAACAGACACACACAGACACAUACACACACACACACACUAACCCCAAGUACCCUCAAGCCUAUAGGAAUUUCCAGGUGCCCAAAACAAGUCACUGUGACUCUGAGGGGUUUUAUUACCUGGGGCUCCAAGCAGAUGACACUCAUCCAGGUGGUCUCUCAAUUGCUGUCCUGAGAAAUCAUAAGCACCAGAUCCUCCAUUCCCUCGGAAUUCCGAAUUUGAAUUUGUGGUUUUAACCUUUAAUAACAUUUUUGGGUAAAAUAACAAAGAUGAACGAAUUUACUGACUUUGUAGCUACACUGUUCUUGAAAAGGCCAAAAGGAAGAAGAAGAGAUGGGAUAUAUGGUGUAAGCUCAUCAGGUGGUACACCCUCUGAUGAAAUCAAAUAAAAAGGCUAGAGAGGAAUGAAGAGAGAGAGCCAACUUGUCCCAUCCUUUCAUGGCACUGUAGCUCAAAGAUUGGAAUCUGCUUGUUAACCAUUGUUAACUAGUAUUUUUAGUCCUGGUUGCUUUUAGCCUCUGUAUAGUUCCUUUUUUAAACACAUUUUCUAUACGUUAAUAAAAGAUCCU
This is a messenger RNA of Arvicanthis niloticus (Nile rat), 12119 nucleotides long. It is a transcript of the gene Tnr, whose product is annotated as tenascin R. Gene Ontology annotation, biological process: neuron projection development; regulation of cell adhesion. Lineage: Eukaryota; Metazoa; Chordata; Mammalia; Rodentia; Muridae. Gene Ontology annotation, molecular function: protein binding. The record is from RefSeq and is a predicted model, not a curated record.